Messenger RNA from Apis dorsata (giant honeybee), 1735 nucleotides. RefSeq names its product probable cytochrome P450 6a14. The transcript has 6 exons. The record is from RefSeq and is a predicted model, not a curated record. Bases 125 to 1624 code for a protein of 499 amino acids. NCBI's taxonomy places the organism in Eukaryota, Metazoa, Arthropoda, Insecta, Hymenoptera, Apidae. Gene Ontology annotation, molecular function: monooxygenase activity; heme binding; oxidoreductase activity, acting on paired donors, with incorporation or reduction of molecular oxygen.
AAUAAUAAGAGUACAGUAUAUCACUAGAAUUCUAUACUUUAUAUCUAACAGUGACAGUGUAUCAGUUUAUAAAACAUUUUUAUAAAACGAUUUUCGUCAGCAAGAAUUUAAAAAUCUAUAGAAAAUGGCUGUCUUUGAAAUUCUUUGUGGAUUUAUUAUAUUUAUUUUCGCCUUUUAUUAUUAUCUAUUGAAACCUCAAGAAUAUUGGAAAAAUCAUGGGGUACCUGGACCCAAGCCAAUACCAAUUUUUGGCAAUUUUUUCCGUUUAACAUUCGCAACUAUGUCGAUAGGUGAUUUGAUGACAAAAUUUUAUAAAGAAUAUAAACAUGAGCCUGUGUUUGGAUUAUAUAUUCGAAACGUGCGUGUUCUGGCUAUAAAUGAUCCUGAUUUAAUCAAAACUGUUCUCAUAAAGGAUUUCUCAAAAUUCGCCCAUCGUGGACUUGCUCUGAAUGAGGUGACGGAACCACUUUCUCAGCACUUGUUCGUUUUGGAACCAACAAGAUGGCGGCCAUUAAGAACGAAAUUGUCCCCAAUAUUUACAUCGGGCAAACUGAAGGACAUGUUUUCCCUGAUUAUCGAGUGUUCUAAUACCCUCGAGAAUUAUAUUGAACACUUGAUAUCGAAAAACAAUCGUGUCGAAAUACGAGACUUGGCUGCCAAAUUCACCACUGACGUAAUUGGCAGUUGCGGGUUUGGAGUCGAUAUGAACGCUAUGUCAGACGUUCAAUGUAAAUUUCGCGAUAUAGGAAGAGAAUUUUUCGGUCCAAACUUUAAACAGAUAUUGAAGAUCAGGCUUAGAGAAAAUUUACCAAGAUUUUACACGUUUUUGGGUUACAUAUUGCCACGAGAUGAAACUACUACUUUUUUCACGAAUGUUGUUUUGGAUAUGAUAAAAUAUAGGAGGAAAAACAAUAUCUAUAGGCCGGACUUUAUCAAUACUCUUAUGAAUAUUCAGAAUCAUCCUGAGAAAUUGGAUAUAGAAUUAACGGAACCUUUGCUAGUUGCACAAGCAUUCCUUUUCUUCGUGGCUGGCUUCGAAACCUCAUCGUUAACUAUAGCUACUGCCCUUUACGAAUUAGCACAAAAUCAAGAUAUUCAAGAUAAAUUAAGAGAUGAGAUUACAGAACAUCACAAAUUGAACAAUGGAGAAUGGCAAUACGAAAAUAUUAAAAACAUGCCUUAUUUAGAUGCUGUGUUCAAAGAGACUUUAAGAAAAUACGUACCUUUAACAGUUUUAAUGAGACAAAGUUUGGAAGACUAUACUUUUGAAAGCAUAAAGUUAACUAUUCCAAAGAAUACGAGAAUCUUUAUUCCUAUAUAUGCUAUACAUCGUGAUCCUGAUAUCUAUCCAAAUCCCGAAGUGUUUGAUAUUAAUCGAUUUAGCAAGGAAGCAGAAGCGACAAGACAUCCUAUGCAUUAUUUACCUUUUGGCGAUGGUCCAAGAAAUUGCAUUGGUGCACGUUUUGCAAUUUAUCAAACAAAAAUUGGUCUGAUAAAAAUCCUCCGUAAUUACAAGGUUGAUAUUUGCUCUAAAACAUUAAUUCCUUAUAAAUAUGAUCCUUUUUCGUUUAUCUUAGUACCGUUAGGUGGUUUAUAUUUGAAAAUGACUAAAAUACAAGAUUGAAUAUUUACUAUUAAUUAAAUAUUUAUAUUUAAUUAUGUGCGCAAUUUAAUUGUAUUUAGGAAAAAAUUGCAUAGUACUUAAUUAAAUUGUACAUAAAUACUUGUUGUGAAU